AUGGAUCGCAGAAUCGCCUACAUUAUUAUCGCCUUGAUGGCAGCUAUCCUCUUCUUCAUGGCAAUCGGAUAUUACGAUUGGACUUGUGAAGGUAGCAAUCCUGGUCCUAGCUGCAUAAAAACCAAGGCAAAAGAAGUGAUCGGUGCCCUGCUCCUCACCGCUGGUUUACUCAUUCUCAUCGCGGCCAUCUUCCUCAUUAUCCUUGUGGUUACAAAAUUCCCUCCGAGCGAGACUGCUUCUGUUGUCAUUGCCAUCCUCGCCGCAAUCAUAGCCAUCUCUGGGGUCUUCUACUACCUCUAUCAAGUGGGAAUUUGGUCACCCUUCAUUGCCACUAUUGCCAUGUCUCUCUCUGCCGAAUUGGCGGCCAUUCUUCUUUUCGAUCUCAUCACAAGUAAAACCUAA
Messenger RNA from Echinococcus granulosus, 402 nucleotides. RefSeq lists its product as hypothetical. The record is from RefSeq and is a predicted model, not a curated record. NCBI's taxonomy places the organism in Eukaryota, Metazoa, Platyhelminthes, Cestoda, Cyclophyllidea, Taeniidae. The transcript has a single exon. Bases 1 to 402 code for a protein of 133 amino acids.